UCGGUUUUGAGCGCGUUUUCAGCAGGGUCGAGAAAGUAACAAUUUCCCGGCCAAGCAAGUUGGUUAUAAAGUUUACACCUGCAAUCUCUUUUUCCUGAACUGAUUAAAAAUAAUUCUAAUACUUCUUAAUCCAAUUUUGGUACUGAGAUUUUUGAUCCUGUGCCUUAUUGGCCUCACUUUUAUCUUCAAGUCUGGUUCCCUUGAAGAGAGUCAGUGUUAAAGCCAUGAAGAAAGUACAGAAGCUACCACGAAGUCCAUUCUUAACAAAGAACUGCUCAGAAAAUGAAUUUGAAUCUUUGUUGUCAACACUGCCCCAAAAGCUGAAUCAGAAGUUGCUUCCUUUCCAGAAAGAAGGUGUCAAGUUUGCCAUUGAGAGAAAUGGCAGGUGUAUGAUUGCAGACGAGAUGGGCCUGGGCAAAACUAUUCAAGCAAUUGCAAUAUCCUACUUGUAUAAAAAGGAAUGGCCUGUGCUGAUCGUUGUUCCAUCAUCACUUAAGUAUCCCUGGAUAGAAGAAAUAGAAAAAUGGAUCCCUGAUCUCAAUCCUGAUGAUAUUAAUCUAAUUGAGUCUAAAAGUGAUGUAGGGAGAAUUCCAGCCAGCAAGGUUACCAUUCUUGGUUAUGGCCUUUUGAUGACAAAGGCACAGACCUUAAUAGAUGCUUUGUAUGAUCAAAAUUUUCAAGUUGUUAUUGUUGAUGAAUCUCACUACAUAAAGUCACGUAUUGCAGCACGAAGCACAAUUUUGGUGCCUAUUAUACAAAAAGCCGCUAGAGCAGUCCUGUUGACUGGAACUCCUGCACUUAGUCGCCCUGAAGAGCUUUUCAUGCAGAUUAAUGCACUGUGUCCAAGAAAAUUUGGAACUUGGACUGAAUAUGCAAAAAGGUACUGCAAUGCUCAUCGUAGAUAUUUUGGCAAAAAAGCUCUGUGGGAUUAUAAAGGAGCCUCCAACUUAGACGAACUUCACCAACGUUUGAGCAACAUAAUGAUCCGAAGAAUGAAGGAUGAAGUUCUGACCCAGCUGCCUCCAAAGAUUCGGCAACAAAUCCCAUUUGAUUUGUCAAAGGAUGCUGCUAAGGAAAUGAAUGACAGUAUUGAAGAGUGGGAAAAAUUAAUGAGAGAUCUGCAUUCAAGACCUGCAGAGACCGAUAACUCCUUUCCAGAAGUCAUGGGGCUCAUCACUCACAUGUAUAAACAAACUGCUAUUGCAAAGGCAGGAGCAGUGAAGGACUACAUCAAAAUGAUGCUGGAAAACAAAAAACUGAAGUUCUUAGUUUUUGCUUAUCAUUUAGCCAUGUUGCAGGCUUGCACAGAGGCAGUGGUAGAAACUAAGGUACGAUAUGUAAGAAUCGAUGGCAAUGUUCCAUCAUCAGAAAGGAUUCAUCUUGUCCAUCAGUUUCAGAAUGAUCCGAAGGUGCAAGUUGCAAUUCUUAGCAUCAAAGCUGCUGGACAGGGUUUAACAUUUACAGCUGCUACACAUGUUGUCUUUGCUGAGCUGUACUGGGAUCCAGGUCACUUACUGCAGGCAGAAGAUCGAGCUCACCGAAUAGGACAGUGUAGUUCAGUUCACAUUUAUUAUCUCAUUGCCAAAGGAACACUGGACUCAUUCAUGUGGAACAUGCUAAAGCGUAAGACUUGUGUUACCAGCAACACCCUCAAUGGAAUAAAGCAACGUUUGGAAGUAGAAGAGGGGGAUAAAGAAAAAUGGGAUUUCUUAAGUACUGCAUUGGCCUGGGUGCCAAAUGAAAAUUUACCAGAAACUCACGAAGUGUUCUUCACCCAUUUUGAGAAAGAAAAACAACAUGAUAUCCGCUCGUUCUUUUCAUCAAAACCUGGCUCUGCAGAGAAACGCAAAAGAACACCUCAAGACCUGCCCCCCUGCCAGUUUCCUGAUAUCAUUGAGCUCGAAGAAUUUCCAAAUUCCCCUAAGUUAACUCAGCAAUCGCAAAGAGAACUGGAUGAAAUGAAUGCAGGAGAAACUGGAGAAAAUGUGAAUGAAGAGAAGUGUGAAACAAGCAACAACAAGAUCUUCCUAAAAGCUGACUCGGACCCUCAGAAUAAACGAUUUAAAUCUUUAUGUCAAGAACGUCAAACCUGUGCAAAUACAAAAAAUAGGCAGCCCAAAGUUGGGACAUUACCGUCUACAUUAAGUAUUCAAAGAACUCAACAGUUAUCGGGUGAAACACCAGUUAUCUCAAGAAAAAUGCAUCUAUCUGAAAAAACAUGGAACUGCACUAAAUGCACAUAUACCAAUAAUACCUUCUUGUCUUACUGUGAAAUAUGCAAAACUCUCAGAGAUAUUGGCAAUCAAGAAGAACAACAUAUGUCCUGUCAGACAUAUCCAAGUGAAAAUGAAUGUCAAACUGGAACCCAACCCCAGUCAGAAUGUACAGUCCAAUCUGACCUAGAAAAUGAAAAAGGUGAAUCAAGUACACCUACUGAGCAGAUAAGUAGUGAAAUGAAGCACUGCAGUACAGUGAAAUCUGAAGAAGGGCUUUCAUCUUUUAAUAUUGACAAAAGCAGUAAUGCAAUUACCAUAAGUGAACAAAGUUUCAAUAAUGAGUAUCAGCAGCUACCAGUAGAACAGCAUGAUACCCCAUGUGAUGUUCCAGUUUAUGAUGGCUUCAUGUAUUUUGCAAGCAAGAAUACUGAUAGAAUACAUCUCUACACAAAGGAGGGAGAACCGUUAAAGUGCAGUUUUAUUCCUCUAGAUGUACUAUUAGAAAACUGGGAGGACUUGCCAACGUUCUUUGAACAGAAAAGAAGUCGUGCAGUGCUUCUGCGAUUUGUACGUGAAUGGCAAAGUUUAUCUGCCAUGAAACAAAGAAUAAUUAGGAAGAGUGGCCACCUUUUUUCCAGUCCUAUUCUUGAAGUGGAAACUAUCAUGAAAGGCCAACGUAGACAAAGUUGCACAAAAAGAUAUAUAACAAAAGAAGAUGUCGCUCUUCAGUCUCUGAGUAAGGCGCACGGAGAAGGAGGAAGUACAAGAGUUGUAGCAAGAGAAACAACAUCCCAUGUCAAAAAUAGAAUCAAAUCUUCCAAUCAAACCAUUAAGGAAAGUUUAAACAAUCAAACAAAUGGAAGCAUUGCAAGUAAUAUCGACAAGAAUACUUCUCUAUUACCAUUAACUAAUGAAGAAUCUGACAUAUCUCCAGAAAUUGGCUAUGUACAAGCUGUGAACAAAGACGGAAACCCACUUUGCCUUGGUUGUCAGCAGCCAACAAUCCAGGUCAGCAAGCAUCAUGAAUCUACAGCUUGGGAUACACGAUUUUGCUCCCAAAAAUGCCAGGAAGACUUUUUGGUUCGAUCUAAUCGGGGUUACAUGAGAUCAAAAGUAUUUGAAGCUGAGCGAGGAAUCUGCCAGCACUGUGAGCUGAAUGCUCAGCAAUUGUACCUUAGUGUUCGAGAUACCGCAAAAACCCAUCGGAAAGCACUGCUUGAAAAUACCUGGCUAUCACAGCUUCCACUAGAUCAGUUGAAUGAAAUGAUUUCAAAUCCAACAGAGGGCCAAUUUUGGCAAGUAGAUCACAUCACACCUGUAUAUGGUGGAGGAGGACAGUGCUCCCUUGAAAACCUACAGACCCUCUGUACAGUCUGUCAUAAAGAGCGAACUGCAAAACAAGCUAAGGAAAGAAGCCAGGCAAAGAGGCUGACAGAAGCUUUGAAAUAUGGGUCAGACAUCAGAAAUUUUUUUACAAAGAAGUAAAGAAUAAGUAUAAAUGUAAAUUAAGGGGUUGAAACAUCACAUUAUUUGAAUGGUUUGCAAUAAGAUUUUAGUGCUAAUAAAUAUGGAAUGUGUGUUUGCCUGCUUGUCACUUUACAAUUUAGAUUUUCAAUGUACAAUAAAAACAUAUCCAUGGCUAUCACAUUCUGUUGUACAGGAAGUCCCCGGAUUACGAACAAGUUCUGUUUCUGAGACUGUUCAUAACCCGAUUUUGUAUGUAACUCGGAACAGUGUCCGCGAAUGCGCACUUGGGCCGGGGAUCGCAGCAGCACAUGGCCCUAGCCACACAUACGCACUUGGCCCAGGGUUCCCCGGCUAUAUAUGCGCACUUGGCCCGGAGUUGGGCCCAAAGAAGGUGUACCGCCGCCGUGGUAGGAUCAGGGGCCAGGCCCGCUUACAAACCGACCACGAAGGUCAGUUCGUAAGUUGGGGACUUCCUGUAUUACUGUUCUCUAAUCUAGAAAAACAGGCAUAUUUGGCACAAUACAGUUCAAUAGGUUAACCACACCAGGAAGCAUGUUUUUCUCUUUCAUAUUGAAUAUCCACCUUUCCUUUUAUAGAGCUUUUCAGUUUUUAUAUUUUGUCAGGUGUAGUCUGUUAUUUUCCCUCUGACAAUUUAUCUUCAUUAUUGACCAUUGUGUAUGUGUGGGUCUUGAUGGUAAGAGUUGGUUAACUGUUUACACUGUAGCUGUUGCAUUUGCAGAAAUGUAAAAUAUGAAGUUUAAAUGGUCCCUUCAUAGUUAAAAUAUGGGACACAUGAAUGAAUAAAGGAACCUUCACUGUUUAUAAAUUCAAAGUGCCAUGCUGUGCUUCUGAUCAGCCUUUGAAGAUUAAAUGUUUGGAAUACUUCCUUCAAUUGAUCAUUAAAAUCUUUUGAACAAUCAGUUUGAUCACAGCUGCUGAACAGCAGAGAUCCCUUUGAAUGUAUCCCUGUUAUCAACCAACAUCAGAAAAGGGGAAGCUUUUUUUCACUAGAUUUACACCAGAAUGUGGCAAGUAAUAGAUGCGUGUACAGGUACAUGGGUAGGAAAGAUUUAGAGGGAUAUGGGCCAAACACAGGCAAAUGGGACUAGCCUAGGUAGGCAACAUGGUUGGCGUGGACGAAUUGGGCCGCAGGGCCUAUUUCCGUGCUGUAAAAUUUCCCAUACUAAUCCCAUUUUCCAGCACUCACCCCAGAGCCUUCUAUGCCUUGGCUUUUUAAGUGCUCAUCUCAUACUACUAAAAAUGUGGUGAGAGUACCUAUCUCCACCAUCCCUUUACCCAGUGUGUGUUUGAGAUUUCAUCCAGUCCUUUGGGUGAAAAAUCUCAGAUUUCCUUUAAUUCUCCUACUCAUCAUAAAUCUGCACCCUCUGGUUAGAGACAUCUCUGCUCUGGGGAAAAGUUUCUCACUAUCUACCCUAUCUAUAUCCCUUGUAAUGCCUGGUGCUCCUCAGACUUGUUGCUCCAAGAAAAACAAACCCAGCCUAACCUGUGUUGAAACACUUCCAUCCCAGGCAAAAUCCUGGUGAAUGUCCUUCGCACCCUCUCUGAUGUCUUUCUUAUAAUGUGGUGACUAGAAUCGCAUGCAGUACUCCAACUGUGGCCAAACUAUUUUUAUGUAAUUGCACGUCAACCUGCCAGCUCUUGUAUUCUAUGCUUCCACUACUGAAGGCAAAUAGACCAUGUGCUUUCUUAACCACCUUAUCUCCUUGUGCUGCUGACUUCAGGGAUUUUUGGAUAUGUUCUUUAGUAAUUCCCAAACUCCUGUCAUCAGUCCUCCCAAAAUGCACCACCACAAAUUUUUCAGGAUUAAAUUACAUCUGGCAUACCAACUCGUCAAUACCAUUCUUUAGCCAAAGAUUACCCUCGUCACAGUCAACAUCAUCACCAUUUUUUGUUUCAUCUACAAACUUACCAAUUAUACUUCCAACAUGCAGGUCCAGAUUGCUGACGUAUGUAACAAACAGCAAGGAUCCCAACACUGGUCACAGGCUGCCAAUUGCAAAAAUAAUCCUGUGCCUCUUACCACUAAGUCAAUUUCAGAUCCAAUUUGCCAAAUUGCUCUGGAUCCCGUAGGUUCUGACCUUUGAACUGGUCUCUCAUGUGGAACCUUGUCAAAACCUUACUGAAGUCCACACAGAGUACGUCAAUCACACAUUGACACACAUUUAACUCUUUGAAAAUUUAAAUCAAGUUAAUCAAACUGUGCUAGCAAUCCUUGAUUAAUCCUUUCCCUUCGAGUCUUGCAUUAAUUUCACUAUCACUUGUAUUAGACUCACUGAACUCUAAUUACCUGUCUUAUCACUGCUGCCCUUGAGUCAGGGUACCACAUUUUUCAGUGACAUGAGAAAAUUUCUUUCAGAAAUCUGGCAACUUUCAUCUCUGGCCUCCCAGAUAAGAUGUAUCCCAGGCUGGAACUUUCUUCCCGCCUACCCUGCUCUGACUCCUUGGCAUUGCUACUAUCACUCACUGAUACAUCCCUCACCAGUUAGUGACUUGAGUUCAUGUCACACCCUUCCUGCAACUGUAACAAACCAUCUAUCUACAUCCUAUCUUUGCUAAAGUCUAUCUAAUCAGGAUUUGUCUCUAAUCAUCCUUUGCACAGGAAUUAGUGGAAGUGAAGGACAUUCAUUGCCUCAAUGCCCCAUUGGAUAUCAAUUACAUUGUGACUGGAGCUUGAUAAACAGACUUUGAAUAGGCCAAAAAUUACCUGCAGUUUACCUUCAUCAUUUAGGUGUUUUUGUGGAUGCAGACAGAGGAUUAUUGCUUCAUCAAACUCGAGGUGGUCUAAGCCUCAACUUUGGCUCUGUGGCUGUUCAAUUGUUGAAAAAUGCAUAUUGUUAUUGUAAAUUAAAAUAAC
This is a messenger RNA of Pristis pectinata (smalltooth sawfish), 6558 nucleotides long. It is a transcript of the gene zranb3, whose product is annotated as zinc finger, RAN-binding domain containing 3. Gene Ontology annotation, biological process: replication fork processing; DNA repair. Bases 225 to 3701 code for a protein of 1158 amino acids. The transcript is spliced from 22 exons. Gene Ontology annotation, cellular component: nuclear replication fork. The record is from RefSeq and is a predicted model, not a curated record. Gene Ontology annotation, molecular function: ATP-dependent chromatin remodeler activity; endonuclease activity; ATP binding. NCBI's taxonomy places the organism in Eukaryota, Metazoa, Chordata, Chondrichthyes, Rhinopristiformes, Pristidae.